Molecule: messenger RNA, 4174 nt
Organism: Chelmon rostratus (copperband butterflyfish)
Lineage: Eukaryota; Metazoa; Chordata; Actinopteri; Chaetodontiformes; Chaetodontidae
Product: monoacylglycerol lipase ABHD2-like
Exons: 11
Coding region: 252-1568 (438 amino acids)
Biological process (GO): sperm capacitation; acylglycerol catabolic process; medium-chain fatty acid catabolic process
Cellular component (GO): sperm flagellum; sperm plasma membrane
Molecular function (GO): acetylesterase activity; monoacylglycerol lipase activity
Source: RefSeq, a predicted model, not a curated record
AAUUGUAUGCCUAAAGUCGGAGCUUGGUAAGAACACGUGAAUGCACCCUGAGCUCCCUGGUCAGUCCCUCUGUUGUAAACAGACGGUGUCCAGAGACGGAGCUGAACUCCGGGUGGAUCCGACCAGAACCGGGGCAGACUAUACAAAACGCGAUGCACUGAGAGUACACCAUCGCACUUUGCGUUAAAAAAGGAGGGACCACGACCACUGUUUCUUCUUCAAAGCCAACAAGGUCCUCUCCCGUGUCCACGAUGACGACCCUCCAGGACGGUGACAUGAACACCAUCGGCCCGGAGCUGCCCGCCAUGUUCGAUGGCAUGAAGUUGGCAGCCGUGGCAACUGUCCUCUACAUCAUCGUCCGCUGUCUGAACCUGAAGAGUACCACAGCACCACCAGAGACCACCUACCAGGCUACACCGCUCAGCCGCUACCUUCUCAAGUCCUGCCCGAUGCUCACCAAAGAAUACAUUCCUCCCUUGCUGUGGGGUAAGAGUGGUCAUCUGCAGACAGCUCUGUAUGGCAAGAUGGGACGCGUCAACACCCCAACGCCCUGCGGGGUCCGCAAGUUCCUCCCAAUGCAGGACGGGGCCACAGCGACCUUUGACCUCUUCGAAGCACUCGGAGAUCACAGCACAGGAGAUGACAUUACCAUGGUAAUCUGCCCUGGGAUCGGUAACCAUAGCGAGAAGAACUACAUUCGGACCUUUGUGGAUCACUCCCAGCGGCAGGGUUAUCGCUGUGCCGUCCUCAACCACCUGGGAGCUCUGCCCAACAUGGAGCUCACCUCGCCGCGCAUGUUUACCUACGGUUGUACCUGGGAGUUUGCAGCAAUGGUGGGUUACAUCAAGCGAGCUCUUCCCCAGACACUGCUGGUGGUCGUGGGCUUCAGCCUGGGGGGAAACAUAGUCUGUAAGUUCCUGGGUGAGAACAGAUCGAACCAGGACCGAGUGCUCUGCUGUGUCAGCGUCUGUCAGGGUUACAGCGCCCUCAGGGCCCAGGAAACAUUCCUCCAGUGGGAUCAGUGCCGGAGGCUCUACAACUUUGUGUUAGCGGACAACAUGAAGAAGCUCAUCCUGUCACACAGGAGCAGUUUGCUUGGCUUGAACUCCAGCAACAUCGGCGACGCAGACCUGAACAGACUGUACGCAGCCACAUCUCUGAUGCAGAUCGAUGACAGCAUCAUGAGAAAAUUUCACGGCUACAGCUCGUUGAAGGAGUACUACGAGAAGGAAAGCUGUGUGCACUACAUCCACAACGUGACUGUGCCUCUUCUCCUGGUGAACUCCUCAGACGACCCGCUAGUUCAUCAGUCGCUCCUGGCUAUUCCACGCACGCUCGCAGAAAAGAUGCCCAAUGUGAUAUUUGCCCUGACCCAACACGGAGGCCACCUGGGCUUCUUUGAGGGAGCCGUGCUGUUCCCUCAGCCCCUCACCUGGAUGGACAAGGUCAUAGUCGAGUACACCGACGCCAUCUGCCACUGGGAGAAGGACCGGCCGGCCUGCCAGAGGAGCAGCCACCAGGACGUGAACUCCUACCUGCAGAGCACAGGAGUAACACUCAGCGGGUAACAAAGACGCCUGGACACAAAACAACAGACCAAAACUACAAAAAGACACAGACACACACUCAGUGUUUUGUAACGAUGAUCGUACAUAUCAUAUCAGUAGGUAGGAAAUCACUAAAUGAAUUAGAAAAGGCAGGCCGAGUGGAAGUGAGUUCACCAAGAAGUAAAUUGAAACUUACAUCAGAUAAUAAUACUGGAAAAUGUCAUAUGACCCCACGGUGAGGUGUUUCUUCCUCGUUUUCUCAUUUAGCCUCCAUGUAACACAGCUUCACGCUCUGCUGGUCUUUGGCAGCUGCUGCUUCUUAGGUUUGGACAGCAGGGUGACCUUUGACCUGCGUGUAGAAAGAAGACAAAAGUACUUUUCCACAUGUUGCUACUUCUUAGAUACUGCAAUGAAGGGUUCAAGUUCAAAACCAGAUAUCUCUGCUUAUUUUCCUAAAUCAUAUUUUUUUGUGCACUCCAGGGAAUCUCAGUCAAACUGGUCUUUUCAUAAGAUAUCUCAAAAUAUUUUAAAAAUUGGGAUGUUUUUUAUGUUUGUGUGCAUUCAAGUGGCAUUGGUUUAUUCAUUACAAAAAUGACAUUUAUCUGUUUUUGCAGUUGAACUCUUCAAAUGUUCAUAAGCCAGCUUACAUUCAAAUUAUACAUCUAGUGUAAAUCAGAAAAACUGGAAAAUCAUCUUAGUGAAGCGCGAAGGACAUUUUUAUUUAGCAAAUAGUCUGAAGCCUUAAAAACCAUAACCAUAAUAUGCACUUCAGAAUAUGUCUGAUGACCAACAUCUGUCACAUUUUGCAUAUUAUUGUUACGUAGUUAAAAGAAUUGAACUUGUAAAGCUCAUGACCAGAUUGAAGUGCCUUAAUGUAAAUAUGAAUCUGCCGCAAAUUUGGUUUCUGGCUUCUCACGAAUCAUUGUGCUACCUCUGAUAAGCAGCAGUAUGUCAUGAUUUAUGGUUUACAGUGAUGAUUUCCAGCUGUUGUUAAGGCUCAACAUAUCGUCUGUCGUGUUCGGUCAAAAUCUUGAGUUCCUUGAUAUGAUAUAAUAUGAACUUGUUUAUUUCCAAUCAGAGAAUUUAGCUUUUUUUAUUGCAGGAAAAUGUGUUAAAUAACACCCAAUUUGGUUUAUUUAUAUACAUAUUGAGGCAUCACUGUGCUCAUUUUGACACCACUCUCCAGCUUUUCACUGUAAAUUUCCGUUGUGUGCGGUGGACCAUCAGCCGGUGUUGUUGCUGCUGACCUUCAAAGUAAAGGAAUCAGGGUGUCAGAUUUUUAAAGAGGUUUAACAGUUGCACAAACACAGACACCAAGAAAUGGUUAUCUUUGGUUUUGUGGGGUUUUUCUAACAGUGUAGUGGGUUGUUGAGAGGAUUUAUGGGCAGUUCAUACAAACUGGCGCUAACAUUGUACUGCUCAAGGUCAGCUUGUCAUAUUCCAACUAAUAGUUCCACGGUACCUUAAAAUCAGCAGUAACAGCAGCACUGUAACACCUCGUGCAAUAGCAUGAGGAUGGUCAGGCAGUUUAAUUUUCCUAAAUGCUGCUCUGAUUAUUACCACAGAAAAGCUUUUACAAUUUUACAAUCCAGGACACAAGAUGCUGAAAACACAUACGUGACUGAGGGGCUGUUGAGGACAGAGCUGGGUCAAAUCGUGUUUACAGACACUUUCAACAGAAAGGAGAGAAGAGAGUGCAAAUGGGACACAAACAGUAAGCGUAUUAAAUAAGAAAUCCAAUUGUGGACUCUCAAUUUAUGCACUUACCAAACAAACGGACCAAAGCACAUUUCACUUUUCAAUAAAAAGUAGCUCAACCUUGAACCUUUUAAUGAUUCUGCUGCAUUUUGGCCACAUGUGACCUAAAAAAGGGUCAAAUACAAUGGACGUCUCAUAUUAGUUAUUAUUUUGAACAAGGAGCAAUUGAAAAGUUUUGUAUGUGAGGUUUUUUGGGGUUUAUUUUAAGCCGCUUAUUGCUAACUACUGGACGGGUGGAGUUUGCCACAUAAAACAGAGAAAUGAAUAAGUAUAGUGUAUGGAGAAGAAAAGAACAUUUUUGUUACUUUAAAACACAGAAGACAUAAAAACUGCCACACAAAUGUACCUCUGCUGUUUCUCAUCUCAUGAUCAAUAUAUUUCCACGAGAAAUGUGCUGAAAAAGGUCUCAGACAUGUGCAAAAGAAGAGGCAAAGUUUAUGUGCUGAUGUUUUAUUUUGCUUUCUGUGGUUUGUUCUCUUCUGUUUUGAGAAGUGCCUAUGGUGUGAAUGUUUGACAUUAAUCAUAGUUUCCUGUGAGUAACAUCUUGUCAGACACUGUAAAUACAGCGGACUCCACCCAAGUCCGUGCUUGUCUUAUUAAUCAUCGUUUCAACCAUCAGAACUGUAAUCCUCAAUCUGUCCUUCUAAAAGACUUGCAGCAGCACCGCUACUGUGUCUGUAUGUGCAAUAUGUCCUGACUGCACUUUACUGUCUUUACAGUUCCUAUUGUUCUGUUUAGCACUAUAGUAAGUAUCAGCAUAUGUGUGUAACAUGUGUGAUCUAAUCAUGUGUUUUGUUCGGAUGUGGUGCACAGCCAGGACUGAUUAGUCAUAUUUGAACUCACCCAUUAAAAAAUAUUUUUCACAUUGA